CCCCCCCCCCCCCCCCCCUUUUUUUUUUCCUUCUGACACACAAGACACAUUGCUAUUACACCAGAAUUGUUGUUAAACAACUGUUUUAUGCUGUAAUAACUACCCUUACAUUUUAUGCUGUAAUCACUAUCCUUACAAGUACUAUGUGAAGAUUUGACAUUGAUCCCAAGUGUGUAUGUGGGUGUUGUUGGAUAGAAUAGUUAAGAUGAUCCUUUUUGGCAUUCAGUUUGUCAUGGAGACUUGGAGAGCUAUGGAGGAAAACGAUAUUGAAAUGAAUGGCCGAUGCUAUUUUCUUAUCAUCCGAGCUCUAUGUAAAGGAGGUUACCUGAAGGAGGCAUUCACUUCGAUGAGUAUUGUUGGAGAAAAACCUGAUAUCUAUCCUGUUUUGGCUAUGUACAAUAACUUGUUAGGCGCUUGUGCUCGAAUGAAUAGUAUAAAUUAUGCUAAUGAAUGUUUGGAUUUGAUGGAACUCCAAAUGGUGGGGAAGAACGAAGUAACGUAUGCCGAGCUUCUCAAGGUGUGUAAAUUGUAUCAUUGUAAUUCUCUUCAAGUUCUACUAGAUGGCAAAAAUCCAUCUUAUAGUUGUGAUUUUGUAAUGGUUUCAUUGCGAGGAGAAUUGUGAGAACAGUGAGAGAGGGAGAUGGGAAUGUAUACAUUUAGCAUGAAUGUUUAUUGAUUUGGUCUUUCUCUUGAGUUACUUGGUUUCCAAUAUGGGCAUAGAUUUGUUUCCACGUGAUAUAUUUAUUACAUCAAAAUUUGAGACAUGAAAAUUCGUUAAACUUAGUAGAGCCAAAAAUUGACAAACAUGGUGUAUACAAACAAAAAACAACAAUAAAGAGAUUACUUACAGUCCUUUACAAAAAAAAAAUUGGGGCUAACUAACCCAGGCUAGUUUUCAUUUAUCGAAAACAUUGCAUGAUAAUUUCUUAUUACUUCUAUCAAGAAUUUAUCAUCCAUUGAUCAAUAAUUUGGUUACACAGUCAAUUCUUCAUAAUUUGAUUUUGUAGUUCCAAACAUCAUAAUUAAGAUAUAAAAUAGCAAAGACAGUAAGUCAAAUUAAAGAUUCAAGAAGUGUAGCACCGUCAAAAUCCAGUUGAAACACAUCAGUCAACUGUUGUAGAAAAAUAGAAACUAACAAUUGCAGAAGGUCAAUUUGUGAGAAAAAACCCGUGAAUAUGCAAAUCAAGGUCAAUUUGUAGAAGCCAUAACACACUGAAAAUGCUAAAAUGUGAUUACUGACCACCAAUCGCGGUUAUUAUUAUCAGAAAGAAUUAUUGAAACAAGAAAGUGAUAGGGUGAGCAUAAUAAACUCUAGAUGAAUAAUCUUAAAAAAAAAAAAAUUGAGAGUGAGCCAGUUACACCCCCGGGGGUAGGUUGCAUUAUAGAUACACCUUGGUUUGCGUUAGGUAUGGCAUAUAGGGAAGGGUCUAAGUUAUAAACCCAAUUUUUAAUCAACUGAUUGUUGCUCUAAAAGUAUUGCUUCAGCUUGCAGUUUUGCAGCAAAAUCUGUUGGCAGUCCAUGAAAUUUGGAAGGAGUUUGUCAAACACUACAGUCUCAGCAUUAUUUCUCUUCGAAAGUUUAUAUGGUCAUUUACGAGGUUGGGAGAUUUGGAAUCGGCAUAUGUAACCUUACAACAUAUGGUGGGUUUGGCUUUCCGGGGAGACUUUUUCAUCUCUAAAACUGAUGAAGGAAGAUUGCGCAAUUUAAGAUUGGACAUUCCUAUUCCUUACAACAAUGACUUGGGUUUGGACAGAUGUAGCAUGGAGAAUGCAAGUUCUCUACCUUCUGUCCUUGGAAACUUUACGAAAAUGGACAUUCACACAAAUGAUGGUAUGCAUCGCACUGCUUUUAACAUUGGAAGGAAACAAGUUAGGAGUCUUGGAAUCAACAUGCUGGAAAAGCAAAUGAGUCGUCCCACCAUAAAGAUCUUGCGGUGGUCCUUCAAUGAUGUGCUACAUGCUUGUGCAAGUGUGCAGAAUUGUAGGUUGGCCGAUCAUUUAAUUUCACAGAUGCAAAAUCUUGGUCUGGAACCAUCUGGCUCUACAUAUGAUGGCUUCAUAAGAACGGUUGUUUCUGAGAGGGGCUUCCGUGAGGGCUUGGAAGUGUUAAAGUUAAUGCAACAGAAGAAUAUGAAGCCACUCAAGUCAACUCUUGCAACCAUGUCAAUAAGUUGCAGUAGAGGUUUACAGCUGGAUUUGGCUGAGGCUUUUCUCGAUCAGAUAUCAAAAAAUUCUUCUGCUUACACUUGUAAUGCUUUUCUUGAAGCAUGUGACACUCUGGAUCAACCUGAACGUGCUGUCCGGAUACUUGCUAAAAUGAAGCAAUUGAAAUUCCAGCCAGAUAUCAGGACAUAUGAGAUGCUAUUUUCCUUAUUUGGUAAUGUGAAUGCACCCUAUGAAGAGGGCAACAUGUUGUCACAGGUGGAUGCUGCUAAAAGGAUAAAUGCUAUAGAAAUGGACAUGGUGAAAAAUGGCAUUCAGCACAGUCAUUUAUCAAUGUUGAAUUUGCUGAAAGCACUUGGAGCUGAGGGGAUGAUAAGGGAGUUGAUUCAGUACUUACAAGUGGCAGAGAACCUGUUUUCUUUUAGUAACAGCUUCCUAGGAACACCCAUAUAUAAUACAGUGUUGCAUUCACUUGUCGAGGCAAAGGAAAGUCAUAUGGCAAUAGAAAUAUUCAAGACCAUGAAAUCUUGUGGUAUUCCACCAGAUGCUGCGACGUAUAAUAUUAUGAUUGAUUGUUGCAGCAUUAUCAAUUGUUUCAAAUCUGGUUGUGCCCUAGUUUCCAUGAUGGUUCGUGACGGUUUCGACCCACGGGCAGUAACUUACACUACUCUCAUAAAGAUUUUGUUGGGCUGUGAAGAUUUUGAUGAAGCAUUGGAACUUUUGGAUCAAGGAAGCUCAGAAGGGAUUCGACCUGAUGUAUUCUUAUUUAACACUAUUCUUCAAGCAGCAUGCGAGAAGGGAAGAAUUGACAUAAUCGAGCUUAUAGUUGAGCAGAUGCACCAAGAGAAAAUCCAACCUGAUCCAGCAACCUGCAAUUAUGUGUUCUCAGCAUAUCUUGACCAUGGUUUUGUCGGCACUGCAAUGGAAGCACUGCAGGUUCUGAGUAUGCGAAUGAUUUCUGAAGACGAUGGCACCCUGGAGGAAAAGAGAAGCGAACUUGAGGAAGAUUUCAUUCUUGCUGAAGACUCACAAGUUGAGUCACGGAUACUUGAGCUUUUUAAAGACUCUCAUGAGUAUCUUGCUGUUGCCCUCAUUAGUUUAAGAUGGUGUGCCAUAGUUGGGUUCCCAAUAUCAUGGUUACCCAAUCAAAGUCAAUGGGCCAAGAGACUUCUGACCAGCUAUGGUUCUAGAAAAAACUAUGGCCGGUAACUUUUGGAGUGAAAUAACUUAUUCUGGUUGACAGUGAGUUAACAGUUCACCCGAGAUAUAGUAAUUUGUUGUUUGGACCAUGGAAUCGUGCCUACUUGUUGAAGGAUAGCAUCAGCUUGCAAGUGUGUUGCCUUGCUUGGCAAGUAGGAUGACCAUUUCGAGUUCCAGAUUUUGAUUUGCACCUCGUGAUGGAGCUCCUUUUCCUAUUGACUUAUUGGAGAUUUAGCAACCAAUUGGCAGACUGGUCUAUAUCAGUAAAAGCAUAGCAACUGUAGAUGAAGCCGAGAAGCAAAAUUUGCAGAUUCUCAUCUCCCAUUUUGUUGUGAAGACUCAGUCCCACGAAUAACAAUCCUUUUUGUGGUUGGAUUGAGUGCAGAGGCAGUGUUGUAACGUUAGAUUAGAGGGCGUACAUCAGGAGAGUUCAUACAUCAGAUUCAUGCCAACUUAUGCCCUUUUUAUUCGUUUUUGAUUAUGUAACAAAUUGGAACAAAAAUUACAAGGCUGUUUCAUUUGUUCCUCAACUGUUAGUAAUUAUUC
This is a messenger RNA of Ilex paraguariensis (yerba mate), 3909 nucleotides long. Lineage: Eukaryota; Viridiplantae; Streptophyta; Magnoliopsida; Aquifoliales; Aquifoliaceae. The record is from the annotation of a GenBank genome assembly.